AUGUAUUACGGCAACAUGUUGAUGUUAGGGGUGAGCGACGCAGUCAUAUGCAGAGCUUUCUUCGCCACCUUGGCUGGAAAAGCGGCCGAGUGGUUUAGAAAGUUGGAGCCACGGUCGGUUGGAAAUUUCAGCCAGCUAGCUGACAAAUUUGUGAGACGAUUUGCAGUCAGCAGAUUGAAAAAGAAGCCCUACACCUAUCUUAAUCCAGUCAAGCAGGACGUGGGAGAAGCCCUGUCCAUUUUCUUACAAAGGUGGGAUCGUGAGGUCGAACAGGUAGAGCCCAUGGAAGAUCAGGCGACGAUCCACGCUUUCCUCACGCCAUUUCGCUCCGGGGGACUCUACUACGACCUCAUCUUCAAUCCCCCCAAGACCUACGAGGAAGCAAUCACCCGGGCCAGACACCAUGCUGAUGUCACAGAGGCUAACUUGGCCAAGAGACGGGACGAGCAGCCGUGCAACCUGGUCCACCCGCCAGAACCAAUACCUGAAGGAACAGACAAGAACAAGUAUUGUGCUUUCCACAAGACCAAAGGCCAUGACACGGCGGAGUGCAUAGCCCUACGCCUGGUGAUUGAACAACUCAUUCAGAAUGGAGAGUUGGAUCAGUUCGUGAAAAAGAACGAACAAGACAAGGAGAAGUUCAAGAAGAACGUGUGGAAAAGGAACCCCAGGGAGCAAUCCAAGGCACCCGGUCCGCGCGGGUCAUCUGAUGAUAAGGCGAUCGGAAAGAAACCUAUGAUCAACGUCAUCUAUGGAGGCCCGGAAGGCGGAGACUCUUCACGUCAAAGAAAGCAAUAG
Molecule: messenger RNA, 798 nt
Organism: Ipomoea nil (Japanese morning glory)
Lineage: Eukaryota; Viridiplantae; Streptophyta; Magnoliopsida; Solanales; Convolvulaceae
Exons: 2
Coding region: 1-798 (265 amino acids)
Source: RefSeq, a predicted model, not a curated record